This is a messenger RNA of Sordaria macrospora k-hell, 2736 nucleotides long. RefSeq lists its product as uncharacterized. NCBI's taxonomy places the organism in Eukaryota, Fungi, Ascomycota, Sordariomycetes, Sordariales, Sordariaceae. The record is from RefSeq and is a predicted model, not a curated record.
AUGUUGCCCAGUACUAUGGCCUUCAAGCCAUUCUUGUGCUUGGGCUUACUAUGGACGACCAUCUCAGCAGUCGCUCAAGCAGCCGAACCGCAAAUACCGACAUCGAUAGUAGAAACCGUGCCGACGUGCGCGAGGCCAUGCUUCCAAUCAUGGAUAUCAGCAAACCUCGAUCUCACCUGUGGAGGAAAGACCCCAUCUUUACGAUGCAUGUGCAAGCAGACAGGCGGCGGAGGAUAUACACUAGGGGAGGGAGCAGUAGCCUGCAUGAUUGGCGAGAAGGAGUUGGGAAACUGCAAGGACACUACGGCUGGUGUCCAGCACGGCUCAAACCUCAAUCAUGAGCACGAGUCCGAGCUCCGUUCCAAGUGUGGAACCCACGGCUUCCAGCACAACAGCGCCGGCCACAUCAGGUACAUCAGGCGUAUCUGCUCCGGUGGGGCGCCCGCUGAAAAGCAAUCACCGCAACUCACCAGCGCUCAGAUUGCUGGGAUCACGAUAGGUUGUGUGGCGGUUGUGGCUCUGGGUGCAGCGCUUGUACUAUUGGCUAAAAGCAUCACCGGUCCCGAUUUGCUGGGCAUCAGCUAUCCGAUCCAGAGAAUUCCUUCGUCUUCGCAACCGGGCACUCCUCCGUUUAGGCCCACGAAAGCACCGAGGGCGGACGGCGUUGGUCUGGCGAUCAUGCCUGGAUCCGCUUCGGCGUCAAACUCUCCCAGACCUACAGUGACCAGAGCUACUGCCGGCGCAGCCCCUAUUCUGCCCAUGCCUGCUUUGCCGCCAGCCAUGGUAAUCACUCCGGCUUCCCGGACCCAGACGCCACUUGGUAGGAAGGAGACGCCAAAGCCGAACUUGACUUUGGCUAUUCCGAAGAAUCCAUCAAUGCCCGCUGCUGUCCCAGCCGCUAUCCCGAGGGCUGUUCCUGCCCCAGCUCCCAACGCUGCGCCUCUGACCGGAAGAGAUAGUGUCAUUACCGAGUUUGCAGAGGAUGGCGAAGGAGAGAGCAGGUCGGGUACUGCUAUUUGGCGUCCGCCGCCAAGUGAUCCUCAAUCGGCAACCACCUACUACUUUGCUGAUAAGAAGGGCAACUGGGUCCUCAGAAACUCCACUGUAGGCGCGGGAUCCAAGAACCAAAUGCCACCAUACCCAACCUCUUCUGUCGAGUUGCCAAGCCCGCAAGACAAGACGAAGGCCGAAAGGGCUUAUAUGCCGUACACACCCGGCAUGGUCGUGGCUCCCCUUAGAGUACCCUCCAGAGAGCGGGAGCAGGAUGCCUUUGUGGAAUCACCUGUUGCCAUGAGAGAUGAUGCACAUGCCCGGGAUAACGUGGCAUCCAGCGUCUACUCUGAAUACAACGCUCCUCUGACCGUGGUACCUGGCCCGGAGAACCCCAUGCCCACUAUGCCUUCGUCAGCGCCGUCUGCAAACAACAACGGGAGGAACUUGACAGGCACCAAAACCAAGCGCAAGUCCGUCAAGAGGACGACCCGGCAACGUCGGAUGUCCCAGGACUCUGCCACAGAGAUCGAGUCGGGAGACGAAGAAGAUGAUAGCCAGGAUCUUUCCCCCGUGGCGGAAUCGCCGUACUCGCCGAGCCCUCUUUCUAACGGAAAGUCACCGGUGUCAUAUCCCAAGAUUCACAAGCAGGAAAAGAAUGUGAAUGAGGGCCUGCAGCAGCUUCGCGAUGCUCAACAGGCUCUGGGCAGUGGUACUUCCGGUCCCGAACCCCCCAGGCGCAACUCCAAGCGCAUGUCCAAGCAGCAGGGACAAAGCCAAGCUCAGGGACAGGGACGGUUUCCCAUCAGGAUCGUGACCCCGGAAGAGCGAGAUAACGAGGCAUUCCGCAUGGGUGCAGUUCCCCAUGGAACACCUCAGUUGAUGGUCGGCAUGUCGAGGCCCAUGAACGCUCCUGUUGUUAACGCAAACAGGAACAAGAACCCUGGACAGACGAGGACUGGAUCCCCCGAGGGACGUUUCCCGAUUGCCGUGCCGGUUGAGCACCAGCAACAGCAGCGCCAGCAACCCCAGAGGAGACAAAGCUCAGUAGCUACUGGCCCCAAUGGCUAUUGGAAUGGCCAGCAACAACACCCACAAGGACAGGGACAGGGCUCUGCAUACUACUACCGUGCCCCAUCGCCACGCCAGUGGGAGCAGCAGCAACGCCAGUUGCAGCAAGCUCAACGAGCACAGCAGCAGCCCACCUACUUCCGUCCUUCUCAGGGACACUAUGAGGCUCAGAUGCUGCUGCAGCAGCAGCGUCAAUACAGACCCCAACAGCCUCAACGAUCAUGGCCCAUCUUUGCCCAGCCAGCCCAACCGCAGCAGAACCAGCAUCAGCAUGGAGCUCAGCACCAACACACAAGAACCAACAGUUCUUCCCUGCUCACCAAGCGCCUCGGUGCCGAAAAGGCCGCAGCACUUGCCCUCAACCCCAACCCCAACAGCAGCUCUAACAAGAGCAUCGGCAGACCCGCAAAGGGGUGGGCUAGAGAUGGCCAACAGCAGCAACAGCAACAGCAACAACAGUACUGGCAAGAAGGCCAAGCUCAGAACUGGGGCAACAACAACAACAACAACAACAACGCUAGGGCAACCCUGCCGUCUCAAAACCCGUACGGUGGUAACCCCAACAACACCAAUGAGCGGUUCGUGGACUUUCCGCCGCCGCCGAUCACUCCUGGCUGGGUGCCGGAGUUGACGCCGACGAGGAGGGGGGAUGAUUUAUUUUUGAAUGUGCAGUGA